Messenger RNA from Trichomonas vaginalis G3, 672 nucleotides. RefSeq lists its product as uncharacterized. The transcript has a single exon. The coding region runs from base 1 to 672 and encodes 223 amino acids. Lineage: Eukaryota; Parabasalia; Trichomonadida; Trichomonadidae. The record is from RefSeq and is a predicted model, not a curated record.
AUGAGAAGACGUUUCACAAGUCAAAAGAACACAAACGCAAAAGCAGAGAUUACGGUUGGUUAUAACGUAAAUGAUGAUAAAUCACGAAUUAUUCAAAAUGUUAAAGUUAAUGUUAGCCCUGAAUUAACAAGGUCAGCAACUCAACCAAAUUUAUUAACUCGUGACUUACCGAAGAAUGAGGAGAAUGAAGAAAACCAUGAGAAUGGAGACCCAAUCAUUUUAUCUGAACCCGGUAAAGAACCUGUUGAAAUUCCCACUUAUCCAACAUACCCCCCACCUCUUUCAUCAAACAUCGAGAACCCAUAUAAAAUAGACAUUAAUUCUGAAUUAAUGAAAAUUUACCGUGAUAUAAUAAUUAAUAAUUAUGAUUCAAUAAUAAAUUUAAUUGAUCAAUCCGGUUUAAUUAUUUUACCUUAUGAAUCAUUAAUUCACAUUAUCGCCAUUCUUUGUGAUGUUCAAGAUUCAGACGUUAAGAUUCAAUUUUUCAUAGAUGAUGAGGUUUCAUGCUGCGGAACAGUUGCAAAAAUAAAUCCUAUAAAGGAUAUUAGCACAAUUAAGAUAUCAAAGAACGGAACAACAACUGAACUUCAUUUAACAUAUAAUGAUAUUUAUAAUAAAAUAGUUGAUGAAUAUAAAAUAUCACUUGAAAAAUUCUUUGUUAAGGCUAUUUAA